This is a messenger RNA of Paramecium tetraurelia, 1365 nucleotides long. RefSeq lists its product as uncharacterized. NCBI's taxonomy places the organism in Eukaryota, Ciliophora, Oligohymenophorea, Peniculida, Parameciidae. The transcript has 2 exons. The record is from RefSeq and is a predicted model, not a curated record.
AUGCACACUCUUCCUAAUUAGAGCUCUUAAUAGACUAUAACUUUAUUGGCUCUGAUAGGAAUAGAAAGUGUUCUUUAGGAUAAUGACAAUAAAUUAGUCAGAGAAUAAAUUACUCUCAUCAAAAGACAGAUAGAGAAUAUUUAAACUAAAGAAGAAGAACACACAAUAAGAGGAGUAAAAUCAAAGGAAAGAGCUCUAACUCCUAAGAUUACCGAAUCCCAAGCUCCAACUCCGUUAAGCCACCAAAGAAAUGCUGUAUCUAGACACCAUCUAGACGAUCAGGCAAUGAGAAUGGCACUUAGUUAAUAAUAUGAGGAGACAGAACAAAUCAGAUCUCCAAAAUCUGAAAUUUCCAAUAUUAGAACACCGAAAUAAUCUAUCCAAUACUUUAUAGAGAUGAAGAGUUAAAAGUCCAAAAGGGGACCAGAAAACAAAUUAAAGGAAUUGCAAAAUAAUUUAACCAGAGAAUUGAUAGCAGAUUACUAGGGUGUGUUGGAGGAAAUAAAAUAGAACCCAACAAAAUACACGGAAACUCCAGAAACAAGCCUCUAGGAGUAAUAAAUAAAGGAAUAUAUAAAGUUACAAUAGUAGGUACAAUUAUAGUAGCAAAAGUUAGAAAUUGAAAAAUAACAGCAAUAAUUAAAAUAACAAUCUUAAGACUAUAAUUAAUCUUAGAAAGAUCUAUUAAAUUUGAAGAGGAGAAUUGAAACCCAGCCUGAUUAUAAGCUAGAAAAACCGUGGUAGGUUUAGGAGAAAAAGACAAAUUAAGGAAUAUUAAAUUAAAAGUCAGAACCUAAUUAGAUCUAAACUUAAAUGGCAACAAAGAAAGUGUAAUCUACACCAUAAUAAAAAGAGAAAAAAUCUCCAAAUAGAUAUGAAUAAUAACAACAAUAAUAACAAUAAUAAUAAUAACAACAAUAACAAUAAUAAUCUUAAUAAUCUGUUUUAUAAACAGAGAAUACAUUUUCAUUCUUUUAAAGAUAAAAGACUUAAGGAACUCAAAUUAAUACUCAAUAAUCUAUUAAUUAUGAAAAGCAUAGUGGAGGUUUGAAGUAGAUGGCAGAUAAGUUGAUAAAUUCUCCAAUUAUAUAGUAAGUUUCUUUGAAGUCUGCUGAAAAUGUUUCAUCUCCAGGGAAGGAGGUGUAAGUUUCAUAGUUUGAAGAAUAAGAUUCAAUGAGUUCAAAUUCUAGUGCAUUUUCCCUGUUCUAACCUAACGAGGAAUUGAAAUCAUUUUUUAGGAAAGAAUUGAUUAAGGAGGAGAAUGAUGAAAGUAAGUACUGUAUUUAAUUAGAUCAUGAUCCGAAUUGCGUAAAGUACUCUAAUAUAUUUUUGAAAGGGAGAAUGGGAGGAUCGAAAGUGUUUUGA